AAAUCUAAAGAAGAAGAAGAAGAAGAUGAGCUUGAUCUUCAGCACACCACGUUGCAGCCGUCCAGAAAGAAGUACUGUCAUCCCCCGGGUUGCUAUAGAAACAGUUGUCUUUAAUUUAUCCAUGGUUUCACCCUCUUCAGGAUCUGUUAGUGGCUGAUGAAGGUAGUUAGCACCGCUAGCAUAGCUGGUGAACUUUCAUCAUCAUCUCUGCUCAGUGACUGAGGUUCAACUUUAACCAGCUUGCGGGAGGCACCUCGGUAGGAAAAGCUGACUCAGACUCGGGCGCUGGAGCUUAACUUCAGAAUAAAUGUACAUAAAUAUAUUGUUUUCUCAUAGCAGAGUGCUAGCCGUUAAAACCGUUCCAGUCGGAACAGCCAGGCUCACUUCCUUGUGCCGUGUUCGAGGUCAUUCUGUAGCCCCAUCUAAAGCAGCUGUUUCCGGGAUACAAAACAUGAAGAGCCUCCCGUACUUCUGCCGAGGAGAGGUCGUUCGAGGUUUUGGAAGAGGAAGCAAAGAACUCGGAAUUCCCACGGCCAACUUUCCGGAUUCGGUGGUGGACAAUCUUCCAGCAGAUAUCAGCACAGGAAUCUAUUACGGCUGGGCAUGUAUCGGGAAUGGCGAUGUUUACAAAAUGGUGAUGAGCAUCGGCUGGAACCCGUAUUACAAAAACACAAAGAAGUCCAUGGAGACGCACAUCAUUCACAAAUUCAAAGAAGACUUUUAUGGACAGACUCUGAGUGCCGUUCUGGUGGGCUACAUCCGCUCAGAGAAGAGCUUUCCCUCACUCGAGGAUCUCAUAGCGGCCAUCAACAGUGACAUCGAGGAGGCCAAGGUUCAGCUGGAGCUCCCGGAGCACAGCAAACUGAAAGAAGACAACUUCUUCACCAGCACGACCAAUUCGUCUCCGGUCUCUUCCUCGUCCGCUGCGUCCACGUCUCAGAGCAUCAUCAAUGGUCACUGAUGGCUGGCAGAGAGGGCAGCGCUUUGUGCCCUGAGCACGUUUCUGUUUACAUGUACAGCCUUAUUAUAAAAUCUGUCAGCUGUCACAUAAACAGUCAACCUCUGUGUCUUUUCACGUGGUUCUGUGUUAAAACGCUAUUUUCUGACAUCAGUUGUUAAACUGCACAUAGCCUGAACUGUAUAUAUUCUUGCAUUAUUAUCUGGACCUUCUGUAUAUUUUGAAUCUUUUAGUAGAGAGGACAAAUAAAAGUCACCGAUCAGAUGUUUUUUGUUUUUUUUUAAUUGAAUGAACCAUAAACUUAAAAAAAAGAUAACUCAAUAUCUUCAUAUACCUAAGUCAGCAUUGCAGCAUCAUUGUCUGUAAAAGAUAAUAUUGCGUAGUUCAUCACCAUCAAAACUAUAAUAAAGUUGCAACUUAUGUAACCUUCA
This is a messenger RNA of Xiphophorus maculatus (southern platyfish), 1389 nucleotides long. It is a transcript of the gene rfk, whose product is annotated as riboflavin kinase. Gene Ontology annotation, biological process: riboflavin biosynthetic process; FMN biosynthetic process. The record is from RefSeq and is a predicted model, not a curated record. Bases 308 to 961 code for a protein of 217 amino acids. Gene Ontology annotation, cellular component: mitochondrion. The transcript has 4 exons. NCBI's taxonomy places the organism in Eukaryota, Metazoa, Chordata, Actinopteri, Cyprinodontiformes, Poeciliidae. Gene Ontology annotation, molecular function: riboflavin kinase activity.